This is a messenger RNA of Linum tenue, 486 nucleotides long. Lineage: Eukaryota; Viridiplantae; Streptophyta; Magnoliopsida; Malpighiales; Linaceae. The record is from the annotation of a GenBank genome assembly.
AUGGAAGGAAGAUUCUUCCCGGAGGACCUGAUGAUGAGCGAAAUUUUGGUGAGGCUCCCCAUAUUCUGCCUCGUGCGUUUCCGGUGCGUCUGCAAAUCAUGGUACUCUCUCCUCUCUGACCCCAAAUUCCUUUACAAAACCCUAUUCUUGGUCGAGAACGACCACCGCCGCGACGACACUAAAAUUCUUGUCAAGCUCAAGCUUAACCCUGCGGACCCACUCCUUUACUGUUCCCUCUCAUAUGAUUCUCUCCAAGUUGAAAUCCCCUAUCGAGAUUUUCCGAAUCCGAAUCCAAAUUACAAGCAACCCGGGUCGAUAAUGAGUGCAUGUGGUAUCAAACUAGCUGAGCUAGGGUUAAGAGAAGGAAGAAGAAUGCGGCACAGAAAUGGGGAACGCGCAAGAGAAUCAUUGUUCUCUGCAUUUGAUUUAUAUAUCAGUUUGUAUUGUGUUCUUCACGUUACAAAACCAGAAAGAAAGAAAAACUAA